UUGGCUGCUUAUUCUGUCAAACAUCCUUGUGGAUGUUAAAGCACAGGUGUAUUUCUCUUGUUCAAUGGGCAAUUAUACCGAAAGAAGUAAAUAUCAGACGAAUCUUAACCGCUUGUUGUACAGAUCACUAUACAAUAAUGGUGGCAAUUCCAUCUAUACAAAAGCCAAUGAAGGAGAAGAACCUGAUAAAGUUUAUGGAGUAUUCCUCUGUAGAGGAGACGUUGCACCUAAAGAGUGCCAAAAAUGCAUAGACAUAGCAAGUGAGCAGAUCCCGCGGGAAUGUCCCCUCAGUAAACAGGCCGGCGUAUGGUAUGAUGAGUGUUUGGUCCGCUAUUCUAAUGUAUCUUUCGCCGCCACAUUAGACGUCACCGUUUAUCUCGUUUCACAUAGACUGGGAAACGUUUCUCGGCCAGAACAAUUUAAGGGGAAUUUGAGUGCAAUGUUUGAUAAUCUUAUCACUCAAGCUACUACCGUCAAUUCCAAUCUGAAAUAUGCUGGAACAAAUUCUGAUGAGCCCGUUUCAACGAUUGUAUGGCAUGGUGCAGUGUCUACCUGAUUUGUCACCUGUAGAUUGUCGUGCUUGCCUGAAAAAGGCUUUUUCUGAAAUCGGUAACCUCUCUCUGUCUGAUGCCGAAGUACCAGUAAGUGGCAGAGUUCUAUUUGCAAGCUGCAAUGUAAGGCACGAGCUAUUUCCAUUCCUCAUCAAUGCCAGUGCAACGGGACAGAAAGCACUAUCGCCAUCGACCAGCCAGUGGAACGAAGACCAAGGUAACUAUGUGAAUCCUCUCUUUUCCUGUCUAAGUUGCAUGCAGUAAUUUUACUCCUGAGGUUGUCUCUGAAGCCAAAUUUCGUAGAGAAUAUACCAAGAAAGGAUAAUAAUUUCCCAGAGAAUCAAUAUGGAGGCACCUUUUCUCACUUUCACAUUACACUAAUCACUUCAAAUGCGUAUUAAUAAUAGCUUUUAAAAUCUUAAUCAUAUACUACAUGGUCCUGAUCA
Messenger RNA from Capsicum annuum, 997 nucleotides. Its product is annotated as cysteine-rich repeat secretory protein 9-like. The record is from RefSeq and is a predicted model, not a curated record. Lineage: Eukaryota; Viridiplantae; Streptophyta; Magnoliopsida; Solanales; Solanaceae.